CUUUGGGGUCUCUACGGGGUCUAUAGGAGCUCAGGGAGCCCGGCUGGAGCACACAGGGCCCAUAGGGCACAAUGCACAGAUCCCAUGGGGGUGGGGCACAUUUUGGGGUCUCAGGGGUCCCUGUGGGCUCUGAGCAGCCCCUAUGGAUGCCAUACCUCCCCGUCCCCGUCCCCGCAGGUGCUGUGCGUGCUGGCCCUGGUGUGCUUCGGCGCGUCGCGCUCGGGCUACGCGGGGCUGGCGGCGCUGGAGCUGCUCUUCGCCGCGCUGGUGCUGCUGGCCUGGAGCUGCCGCCUGCCGCCACGGCUGGCCCCGCUGGCCUGGGGCUGGAGCGACUUCAUGCGCUGCCUGAUCGGGGCUCUGCUCUUCCUCAUCACCUCCCUCAUCGUCAUCAUCGACCACCGCGACGGCGCCGGCAUCGCGGGAGGGGUGUUCGGGAUCCUGGCCGGGGUCCUCCUGGGCUACGACGCCUACAUCACCCUCCCCACGCGGCAGGGCCACAGCGCCGCCAGCACUGAAGCGCCGGGCGGUGUCUGAACAACCCAAGAACCCCACCGGAGACCUCCCCCCGCACAGGGGGACCCCAGCCUUAAAUUAUUGAGGGGUCCCGACGCCGUGGUCCCCCCGGGGGGGUCUGGGGCCCCACAGGAGCUGUCCCCCCUCAAACGCCUUCGCAAGUGCCUUGAAUCGCCCGUGCCUCAGUUUCCCCGCGGGGAGACCCCCUCAGGUUUAAAGGCGCCCUUGCCCCUCAUACGGGUUUUGGGGUGCCCGCCUCAGUUUUUGGGGUGUUUUCCCCGCCUCCCCCCCGUCCCUCAGCCUGCGGGAGGCUUUUGGGGGCAAUCUAUUGGGAAAUAAACGGUUUUUAUUAUUGCAA
Messenger RNA from Taeniopygia guttata (zebra finch), 871 nucleotides. The record is from RefSeq and is a predicted model, not a curated record. Lineage: Eukaryota; Metazoa; Chordata; Aves; Passeriformes; Estrildidae.